CACAGCAGUCGUGCGUUUGCCUUUGCCUUUGCCUUUGCCUCUCUUCCCGGGUAGUGAUGGUAGCAGGCAGUAGAGUGCUUCGUCUGGCAGCCGCUGCUGCAACGGCGGCUGUGGCAACAUGCUUCGCGUGCCCUGCAAGUACCAGCCACAGCGGUGCAGCUACUGCCCCGCACAGCUCAACCACUUCCGCUGAUAACAUGAUGGCAACUCCGCGACCCGUACCGCCAGCAGCAGCUUUAGCAACUAGAGGGUGGGGUGCUCCCGAUGUCGGCAACUGCAGGAGAUCGGCGAGUCGAUCGUUGAUGCUGGCGCGAGCGAUGGCAUCGACUCAGGAAGAGUCUGCGUUGCGCACGCGCGGCGGUGGGGGUGGUGAUCUGGGCGAUGCUGACACAGGCCUUUCCGAGACUGACCCGGAAGUUUGGGAGAUCAUCACCGCGGAGCGGAGGCGACAGGUGUGCAGCAUCGAGCUGAUCGCGAGCGAGAACUUCGCCUCCGUGGGGGUGCUGGAAGCUCUCGGUUCGAUCAUGACCAACAAGUAUAGCGAGGGCCUGCCGGGAAAGCGCUAUUACGGAGGGAAUGAGCAGGUGGACAGGAUGGAGACGCUUUGCCAGGAUAGGGCCAUUUCUCUCUUCGGCCUGGACCCGGCAGAAUGGGCGGUGAACGUCCAGCCGUACUCGGGGAGCCCCGCCAACUUUGCGGUGUAUACGGCCCUCCUCGAGCCGCAUGACCGCAUCAUGGGGCUGGACCUCCCCUCGGGGGGUCACCUCACGCACGGGUACUACAGCGACAGGAGGAAGGUCAGCGCUACGAGCAUAUAUUUCGAGAGCCUGCCCUACCAGGUGGAUCAAGAGACCGGUCUCAUCGACUACGACGGUUUGGAGCGCCAGGCGAGGCUUUUUCGCCCGAAGCUGAUCAUCGCGGGGGCUAGCGCGUACUCGAGAGAGUGGGAUUACGCGAGAAUGCGGAAGAUCGCUGACGAAGUCGGUGCCUACCUGAUGACGGACAUGGCACACAUAUCAGGACUAGUCGCCGCCGGGGAGGCGAACGACCCUUUCCCCCACAGCCACGUGGUCACUUCCACCACCCACAAGAGCCUCCGGGGGCCCAGAUCCGGCCUUAUAUUUUCGAGGCACGUGCGCAGCGAGGGCAUCAACGACCUCGUGGAUUUCGCGGUGUUCCCGGCGUUGCAGGGCGGUCCUCACAACCACCAGAUUGCUGCCCUCGCCGCAGCCCUCAAGGAAGCGGCCAGCCCGGAUUUCAAGAGUUACAUCAAGAAGGUGAAGACCAACGCGAAAGCUUUAGCAGCGGGACUACGAGCUAGGGGACACGAGGUCGCCACGGAUGGCACGGACAACCACCUGCUGCUGUGGGAUCUCCGCCCCAGGGGGUUGACCGGAUCGAAGAUGGAGAAGCUCCUCGAGGCCUGCAGUAUCUCGGCCAACAAGAACACGUUAUACGGGGACAAGAGCGCAGCCGCCCCGGGCGGGGUACGGCUAGGAACUCCCGCCAUGACCACCAGAGGCCUGGACGAAACUGACUUCGGAGAGACUGUAGCGGGGUUUCUGGACAGAGCGGCGUGUUUAGCUUGCGCCGCGCAGGAGAGAGCCGGGUCGAAGAAACUCGCGGCGUUUGUCACGGAGAUGGACGCCGACGAAGGGGUAAGGGAGUUGAAGGGAGAGGUGGAGGCUUUCGCCGAGAGGUUUUACUAUCCAGGAGGGGCCGAGGGGGCCCGUCGGUGACGAACGUCGUGCAUGGCGUCAUUGCUUCCUUUUUCAACCGUUGUGUGCAGAGAAUUCAGACGCCGGGCUGGUUAGCUUGUUGGGGCAGCUCUUCUGUGUCUGCCAUGCACGACAACAGCCGGGAAGCACGCAACACGUGGUCGAUCGAGCCAGUUGACAUUGGGCUGAGGGAUCGAGCAUGUAUGGGCGGGCAUGGCCGUGAAUUGAGUACCACGAGCGCCACGCUAGUAAAUCUUGUGUGCCAUGUUGGGGUGUUUUCCCGUCACUACCCACACAGUAAACGUGUUCUGUUCGCUUAUCCUUUCCUUCGGAAUUGAAAAUAGAAUCGCGGUCCACUACCCAUGCCUCUGUGGGAGGAAACGGGGAGCAAGUGACUCGUGCGGUGUUAUUAAGUUGGCCCGCUUUUUCUUCAAUUGUUGUGUCCUCAAGACCGUUAUGAGGACGAAUGCUGAUAGCUGCAGGGAAUAGGCAAUGGAGAAGGGAAAACAACUCCCAUGCUGCCAAAGCCGAGAUUUCAAACACAACGAUGCUUCGUGUUUACGAUACAUCCAGUUUUUUUGUACCAGUAUGUCCAACUAGGCGAUGGAAGGUGAGGUUGGGAGCUUUACGUC
Messenger RNA from Ectocarpus sp. CCAP 1310/34, 2350 nucleotides. Lineage: Eukaryota; Phaeophyceae; Ectocarpales; Ectocarpaceae. The record is from the annotation of a GenBank genome assembly.